This is a messenger RNA of Rattus norvegicus (Norway rat), 848 nucleotides long. NCBI's taxonomy places the organism in Eukaryota, Metazoa, Chordata, Mammalia, Rodentia, Muridae. The record is from RefSeq and is a predicted model, not a curated record.
UCGGCCGGUGCUGCAUCAUGGUGACGCUGGCAGAACUGCUGGUGCUGCUGGCAGCGCUGCUGGCCACGGCCUCGGGCUACUUCGUCAGCAUCGACGCGCACACGAAGGAGUGCUUCUUCAAGCGGGUCACCUCGGGCACCAAGAUGGGCCUCAUCUUCGAGGUGGCGGAGGUGGCGGAGGGUGGUUUCCUGGACAUCGACGUGGAGAUCACAGGACCAGAUAAUAAAGGAAUCUAUAGAGGAGACCGGGAGUCCAGAGGGAAGUACACGUUUGCAGCCCACAUGGAUGGGACAUACAAGUUCUGCUUUAGUAAUAGGAUGUCCACUCUGACUACAAAGAUAGUGAUGUUCACCAUUGACAUUGGGGAGGCUCCUAAAGGACAAGACAUGGAGAAAGAAGCUCAUCAGAACAAGCUAGAAGAAAUGAUUAAUGAGCUGGCAGUGGCCAUGCAUCUUUCAAAAAGAAAGAAAAGAAAGAAAGAAAGAAAGAAAGAAAGAAAGAAAGAAGGAAGGAAGGAAGGAAGGAAGGAAGGAAGGAAGGAAGGAAGGAAAGAAAGAAAGAAAGAAAGAAAGAAAGAAAGAAAGAAAGAAAGAAUGUCUGAUUCUAGUUAUUUUUACUGUACAUCAGUACAGGCUGCUACUCCCGUCAUCUGGAUUAUAUAUGAACAACAGGGUUUUCUCAUUCUGGAGAGUCCAAAGUGUUCUACAGAUUCUUGUGAUGAGGCCUCCCUGAACAAGCCAGGAUCAUCUACUUUCAUAGAGUCGACUGAUGAAUCAAUCCGGUCCCAUCUUUCGCCUUUAACUGCCCUUUGCCAUGGGAUCUUCAUGUGCCAAGAUUUGGGGAGUUAA